UUUUUGUUUUUUGCGGCUAAUGGAGGCGGAAAAGUGUUUCCGCUCGGGAGCAGGCAGGCAACCCUCUCCCACUCUCCUGCGGGCGAGCUCUCGAGCAGCUCUGGCAUCUCUGUAGGCCUACGGCGUCUUCGGUCGCUCCCUCGGAUUACUCGGGCGGUGCUUCGCUCCUGGCCGAGCCAUGGCGUUCUUGGGCUCCCUGAUGAGAGAUCUGGACAGCGACCCGUUCUUUGGGGGCCCGCUGGAGAGCGUGCGUCAGAUGGAAGCGAUGAUGGAGGGCAUGAUGUCCCCGCUGGGCCCCAUGCUAGGGGCCUUCCCCGGCUUGGCCCCUCUGGGGGCCCCCCGCCGGUCGGCCAGUCAGGCCCUGCUGCCCACCUUCGCCUCGGGUGGCUUCGGGUCGGGGCUGUUCCCCUCCGUGGACGACAUGUUUGCCAACAUCGGCCGGCUGUCCCAGGACCCCAGCUGCCACAGCUUCUCCUCCUCGUCGGUGAUGACCGUUACGACGGACGGACAGGGCCGCCCGCAGGUCUACCAGGCAUCCCAGUCUACCCGCACCGCUCCGGGAGGGGUGAAGGAGACUCGCCGGUCACUGCAGGACAGCCGGUCGGGGGUGCAGGAGCUCACCAUCGGCCACCAUCUGGACGAGCGGGCGCACAUUGUCGGGCGUAAGCGCAACCAGAGGACUGGCCACGAGGAUCACAACGUCCAGUUCAUCAACCUCGACGAGGAGGAGGCGGAGACGUUCAACCAUGAGUGGCAGCAGCGAGCCCAGCGGGGCAUGCCGCGGCCCCACUCGAUGUAUGCAGCCCUGCCCGGACGGGAUUCCUCCUCGCCCCUGGCAAUCACAGCCCGGGGGGAGGCUUCCCCCAGCUUCGAGCCGUACCCGGACCAGCAGCCCCGGGCAGAGGCGGCUUCGGGGCGCUCCGACCACCGACCCAAGCGCCGGACCAAGUCCAAGCAGCGGCCGCGCCACGAGACCAGCAUGUGAAGCGCUCUCCCCCGGCCGGAGGGGAGGGGGACACCGCCGUCACUCCCUCCCACCUCCUCCUUCCUCCCCCACAAAGCUUGGGAUCACAGCGGCGUAGCAGAAGACGGCAUUUGAGGGCAUUCAGUUAUCACCUCCCACCACUCCCCGUAAACCCACCAUGACAAACCAACAAUGCUGGCAGAUUUUUUUUUUUUCUGUCCUAGUUUAUUGUGGUUUUGGUUGCCUGUUUCUUUUUUUUGUAUGUCUGAAGUGCAAAUGGUGCGCAACUGUCACUCACACAUACACCCACCCUUGAUCCGAUCGCACCCAAAGGAUCGAUGGCAUUUCCGGCGACGAGGCCGCUGGCUGCCGCAACCGGGUUGUAAAGUGCUCAAUUUGCAAGUGUGCCCCAACAAUCUUUUUUUUUUUUCGUCGUUGGAACCUAGUUGGUGCCAUCUUUCCGGCAGAGCUUCCCUACAGAGGCACGAGGGCUGCCCUUGGCCUUUGCAUUCUGGCCCAAGUACCUAGGCACGGUGCCGACGCACUUACAACUACUAGUCGAAGCACAACUCUAUGUCAUUUGUUUUCUGGAGGAGUUUGUGGGUCGAGCUCCCUUAACCCUUGGGCGAGUAAAAUUAAAGAAGUGUCGGAUGAAUCUAGUGCAUCCCUUGCAGUAGCGUGCGAACCUCGUUAACCUCCUCGCGGCAGAGGAUACCCACUGACAUUGAAUGCCGCCGCUUGUUUCGAGACGAGCAGAAAAUAAAGAGAUUUGCAACGGUG
Messenger RNA from Ixodes scapularis (black-legged tick), 1744 nucleotides. RefSeq names its product myeloid leukemia factor 2 (gene Mlf). Bases 179 to 985 code for a protein of 268 amino acids. Gene Ontology annotation, cellular component: nucleus; cytoplasm. Gene Ontology annotation, biological process: regulation of DNA-templated transcription. Lineage: Eukaryota; Metazoa; Arthropoda; Arachnida; Ixodida; Ixodidae. The transcript has 6 exons. The record is from RefSeq and is a predicted model, not a curated record.